CGUAUUUCCGCCGGGUUGCAUGCGCGCUGCAGUUCCUAGCUGUCACCAUCCACCUAACCUCAUCGGACAGGAGUCCCAUAUGAAGGUGAGGGAGGGGUCGCGCUGUUGGCCGUGUACCUGAGACACCUGGGCCCCGGUGUUGUUAGCACACACACACCCCGCCUCCCUACGGCCGCGACAGGACGAAGACCCGACUGCUACAAGCAUGAAGAGGCUCCCGGUGCUGUGGCUACUCCUCUGGGUGUGCGCGCUGUACUCCGCGGGCAUCUACCUGUUCGUCGGCGGGUUCCUGCUGGUGAGGCUUGAGGUGAACCGCACCAGCACCUGCGGAGACGUGUUGCAGCCCGGGGAGGAGCCGGCGGACUUCUGCCGCGUGCAGCCGCGUUUCCGCCGGGCUGUCCUCCUCAUCGUCGACGCCCUCAAGAUCGAUUUCACCUGGUUCGAUCCGCACAACGCCGCGCCUCGACCCUACGAGAACAAGCUGCCGGUGCUGGAGGAGACUGUGUCCUCCAGGCCCGCGCACAGCCGCCUUUACCCGUUCCGCGCGGAUCCGCCUACGACCACCAUGCAGAGGAUCAAGGGCUUCACCACCGGCUCCCUGCCCACCUUCGUGGACGUGGGCAACAACUUCGCGUCCAGUGCCAUUCUGGAGGACAACCUCAUCCACCAGUUCGGGCAAGUGGGCAAACGGGUGGUGUUCAUGGGCGAUGACACUUGGGAGAACCUUUUUCCGAAGAAGUUCCACCGCUCGCUGCCCUUCCCUUCCUUCAAUGUCAAGGACCUGCACACGGUGGACAACGGCAUCCUCCAGCACCUCUACACUACCAUGGUCAGCGACGAUUGGGACAUCCUAGUUGCCCAUUUCCUCGGCGUGGACCACUGCGGUCACCGGUUCGGUCCCGACCACCCGGCCAUGGCCGACAAGCUCACCCAGAUGAACGGCGUCAUCAGGUCUGUGAUGGACCGCCUGCAGAAUGACACGCUGCUGGUGGUGAUGGGGGACCACGGCAUGACCGACACCGGAGACCACGGCGGGGAGAGUCAGAAGGAGACGGACGCCGCUAUCUUCCUCUACAGCCCCUCGCCUCUGUUCCCUGCAGCGCCGAGCGAGAGUGAACCGGACGUGGUGCCCCAGACGGACCUGGUCCCCACCCUGGCUCUGCUCCUGGGGGUUCCCAUCCCAUACAGCAGCGUGGGGCAGGUUCUCCUGCCCGUGUUCCCUCCCCACGGUCAGACAAAGGGCGCAGUUGGAGGUCUCAGCCAGCUGGAGGCGCUGUGGAUCAAUGCGAAACAGGUCAACCGUUUCCUGGAGACGUACUCUGGCAUGGCCAAAGACAUCCCACCUGAGAGCCUCUCUCGGCUGAAGGCCGACUUCUCCCGCCUCUCCUCGGAGUACCUCGCCACGGUUCGACGGGGUCGGCCCCCCUCCCCACAGCUGGCCGCCUCGCUGCAGGCCUACCUCACAUCUGUGAGGGACACCUGCCGAGCCACCUGGGCUCGUUUCAACCCGCUCAAGAUGGCGGCGGGCCUAGCCAUUUUGGCGUUUGCCUGCCUGACGUGUUUCGUCCUGUCCGAGCUUUCCUUCGAACUGAUCAGGGAGGACGGCACCGGACUGCGGGCCCCAGUUGCCGCGGCACUGAUGACGGGGGGGUGCGUGGCCGCUGGUCAGCUGAGCGCGCGGGGCUACGUGGAGGUCGCGUGGUGUCUGGCCGCCGCCGCCCUCAGCUCGGAGCUGCUCUUCCUCUGGAGGGCUCGCCGAUCGGGGAUUGCCGGUGCGGAAAAGAUCGGCCCCACGUCCGGCUGGCUGACUCCGCGGCGCCUCCUUGCCCCCCCGGUCCUGGUGCCGCUUCUCCGCUGCGCCUCCCUGCUCUCGGACAGCUACGUGAUCGCCGAGGGCCGCGCCGUGACCUUCCUGGUGCUCUCCCUGGCCCUCUAUAUUCCCAUCCGUCUCAACUGGGACGGUCUGCUCCUGCCCCCCAGCCACGACUCCCUGAAGGCGGCAGGGAUCCUGCCGCCCCCCGCCCUGUCCCCGUCAACGGUGAGGAAGGAAAGUGGCACCCUCCUCGCCUGCCUGGGGCUCCUCGUCGGCAGCCUGUACCUCUCCCUCUCCUUCCACGCCUGCCGGGAGGAGCAGGGCUCCUGCCAGCCAUCUCCGUUCCUCUCUCCACUCUCGCGGCUGCAGGACAGCCGGCUGAAGAACCUCCACUACGUCCUCUCCGUCUUCGCCCUGGCCCUGUGGACAUAUUUGCUGCGCCGCUGCCUCCGGCAUUACGGCAACCUCAACUCGGCAAGCGGGGCGGUGUUCGCGGCUCGCUGGGUCCUCCUGCUGCUAUCUGUGUGCCUGGCGUUGUACUGGGCCGUCAGCGCCACCCCGGAGGACAGCUUCAGGAAUCUGGCCGAGCUGAUCGCCAUGGCCCAGCUGGCCCUCCCCAGGGCGGCCUUUUGCCUCCUGGGUUUGGGUCUGGCUCUGAUCUGGCUCGACCCCCUCACUGUGUACGCAAAGACCAAGGUGCAGGCCUCGGCCCGAGGUCCUUCGGUGCCGCCGCGCUACCGGGCUAGCACGGCCAUCAGCCCCCAAGCCGAGCUGCACCAUCUCAUCCCGCAGAUCUACCAGCGCAUGCGUCGCUCCCUCGACGACGACGGAGAGCUGAGCGCGGGCAGUGAGGCGGACGGCAGGCCCGCUGUGGAGGCCUACGGGCUGGGGACGGUCUACUCGGCCCCUUUGGUGCUCUUCUGUGGCCUGCUGGGGAUGGGACUCCUGCUGCUGCACCCGGAGGGCAUGGCUCUGUCCUUCCUCCUGCUGCUGCUGCAGAUGGGGGCGGUGCUGCACAUCCACGCCUCCUCCACCACGCUCAGCGGCCUGCACGGGGCGGGUUCCGGUUGCUUUAAUGUGCCCUGGACUCCAGUGGUGCUGUGGUCGCUCGCUGCCACCCAGUUCUUCCACGCCACGGGUCACCUCCCCACCUUCCCCUCCAUCCAGUGGGGCGCCGCCUUCGUGGGAUUCCCCGAGGGACACACAGGCACCGUGCUGCCCGCCUCCCUGGUCACCCUCAACACUUUUGCCUCACACAUCCUUUUCUCUGUGGGAUGCCCGUUGCUGCUGUUCUGGCCCCUGGUGUGUGAGGUGCGCGGGGGCCGGCCAGGAACAGCCUGCAGCGAGGAGGGGGAGGACGCCGUGAUGGAGAUGAGGCUAAGGGAAAACCCCCAGCAGUUCAGCUCGGCGCUGCUGCAGCUCUCCACGCGCUACCUCUUCGUCCUCGGAGCGCAGGUCUUUGCGUCGGUGUGUGCCGCUGCCAUCCUCAGGAGACACCUAAUGGUGUGGAAGGUGUUCGCGCCCAAGCUCAUGUUCGAGGCCUCGGGGUUCCUGGUGAGCAGCGCGUCUCUGCUGAUCGGGGUCACGUUGGUGCUGCGGGUGGACGUGGCCGUGGGCCGCUGGUUUAAGAGACUCAUCCCCGAUGCAUCCAGGUAGCGACGGUGUUGACGGUGCUGCUGCUGCUACCGAUCCCCCCCUCCCCGCCACAGCUCGCUGUGCCGCACCGAUAAAUGACAUGGCUGGGACACUGUAACAUAUUUUUUCUUCUUUUGACCUUGAUCCUUCACAAUUGCAUAGGGAAAUAUUGCCAUCUGUGUCUAGGAUAUUUGAAAACACGUCUCCUGUAGCUCCUUGGAGGACUCGUGCGUUACUGAGCGCCUCCUCUUCAGGAUCUCAAAUCCUGGACAUCAAAUCCUGAGUAGCAUUGAAGAGGUUUUAUGUUGUUUUGUUUAUUUUGGACAAAUGUGAGAUGAUACGCUUGUAGACGGCCUCGCUCAGCUCAUAAGGGGAAAGCUUUUAUUUGUACUUGGUCGUAGAAGGAACAGCCGUCUCUUACUUAGAGCGUGGAUGAAACCUUUCGAGGGCAGGCUUGCAAAAGGCCUUCACAUGAACCAGUUUACACGAGUAAGUGUCACAGCUGUAUUGUUUUUGUAUUUUUAGGAUGCCGAAAUAACCAACACAUCUGGUUACUGCCAACUUGCAGUUGUAUUGUAUUGCUCUGAACUUUUUAAAAAUCUUUUUAUUUUUUAUUACAGUUUUGUGAUUCUUGGUUCUAUUUCUAACUCUGAUUCUUUUUAAAUUACUAAUCAUACGUUUAAACAAAAAAAAAAAACUGAAAUUUGAAGUUUUGUGUUGAUUUGGGACUAGACCCGUAUUUCCUGUUCUCUGGAAGAGGUGCUCAGCUCUGACCGAUGCUUUUUUUUCCCCUCCUCCUGAAUGAUGUCAUUACGCUGACCUCAUUAAAUGGCUGAAUUCAAGAAACGCCGACAGUUGAUUGAUCUCUGCGGCGGGUCGGGCUCGCUGAUCGACUUGAAUUGUGUUCCCGCAGUGCAGCUAACACACAUGAGGCGAUGCACGAUAUUAAGUCGGCUACAAAGCAAAAGCCCUGCUGGUUGCAGGGGAGCGACCGCUCAUUUGUUAAUGAUGUCAACGCUGUAAUGACGGUUCUGCUGGGAUGACAGAGUGCUUUUUUUUCCUGUUUGAAAAUGUUUAAUAUACUAAUAUCUGAUUAAUUCAGAAUCAAUGAAAAGGUUUUUCAUUCUGUAAAAGAAAAAAAAAUGCAAUAAAAACAUUUUUAUGUGA
Molecule: messenger RNA, 4615 nt
Organism: Gasterosteus aculeatus aculeatus (three-spined stickleback)
Lineage: Eukaryota; Metazoa; Chordata; Actinopteri; Perciformes; Gasterosteidae
Gene: pigo
Product: phosphatidylinositol glycan anchor biosynthesis, class O
Biological process (GO): GPI anchor biosynthetic process
Cellular component (GO): endoplasmic reticulum membrane
Molecular function (GO): mannose-ethanolamine phosphotransferase activity
Source: RefSeq, a predicted model, not a curated record